CAGCGCCCGCCGCCCGCGCCCGGCCCGGCGCCCCGGCCCUCCCGCCCGCGCUUCAUGGCUGCGCUGGAAUGGGACUGGUUCCAACGUGAGGAGCUCAUCGGACAGAUCAGCGACAUCCGAGUCCAGAACCUGCAAGUUGAGAGGGAAAAUGUGCAGAAGAGAACCUUCACUCGAUGGAUAAACCUACAUCUAGAGAAGUGCAACCCACCUCUAGAAGUUAAAGAUUUAUUCGUUGACAUACAAGAUGGAAAAAUCCUAAUGGCUUUGUUAGAAGUCCUGUCUGGGCGAAAUCUGCUGCAUGAGUACAAAUCCUCGUCCCACCGUAUUUUUCGGUUGAACAACAUAGCGAAAGCACUUAAGUUUUUGGAAGAUAGCAAUGUAAAACUGGUUAGCAUCGACGCAGCAGAAAUAGCAGAUGGCAACCCCUCUUUGGUUCUUGGCCUGAUAUGGAACAUAAUCCUGUUUUUCCAGAUUAAGGAGCUCACGGGCAACCUCAGCAGAAACUCUCCAUCUUCCAGCCUGUCACCCGGCUCGGGGGGCACAGACUCAGACUCCUCCUUCCCACCCACGCCCACCACAGAGAGGAGCACGGCGAUAUCAGUGAAAGACCAGAGGAAGACCAUCAGGGCCCUGCUGGCAUGGGUGCAGAGGAAGACGAGGAAGUAUGGUGUGGCGGUGCAGGACUUUGCGAGCAGCUGGAGGAGUGGGCUGGCUUUCCUGGCUGUGAUCAAGGCCAUUGAUCCUAGUCUGGUGGACAUGAAGCAGGCAUUGGAGGAUUCCAUGCGGGAAAAUCUAGAGAAGGCAUUCAGCAUCGCCCACGAUGCCCUUCACAUUCCCAGGCUCCUAGAGCCAGAAGACGUCAUGGUGGACACACCGGAUGAGCAGUCUAUUGUGACUUACGUGGCACAGUUUCUAGAACAUUUCCCGGAGUUGGAAGCCGACGAUUUUGAGGAUUCAGAUAAAGAAGCCCUGAUUGAAUCCACCUUUGUCCGCAUCAAAGAAACACCUUCUGAACAGGAGAGCACAGUCUUCUUUCUGACUGAAAAUGGGGAACGUGCCUACACCGUUAACCAUGAAACCAGCCACCCACCACCCUCCAAAGUCUUUGUCUGUGACAAGCCCGAGAGCAUGAAGGAGUCCUGCCUGGGUGGCGUUGCUAGCCAUACGCUGUCAGACACCUCCACCAAGGUCAUACACCAGAUUAUCGACCAGGUCCUCCAAGAGGUCCCAGGUAAGACCAGCAAUAUCAGUGAACCAUCUCCAGAAUCUUCCAUCUUAUCCAGAAAGGACAACCGGAGGUCCAUCUCUCUGCCAAUCAAGAAAACUGUGCACUUUGAAGCUGACCCCUAUAAGGAUGCUUCCUGCAGUAAGGAUACUUUCUAUGGUCAAGACUUUGGCUUUGAAGGGAGCCCAAAAGGGACAAAGGAAUUGUUGAAGCAAGAUGGACACACCGUGGCAGUUGAGGUUGCUGAGGAAAAGCCAAAACAGGAAGCCCCAAAGAUCCCGGAAGAAGCCUCUGACGAAGCCCUAAGAGAUGUUUCCUUGGCAGAUGUUAAGAUCGAUAAUUCUCAGACUGCCCAGAGUUCUCCCUCCUGGAAUGGGGCAUUGGAGAGGGCAGCCAGCCAUGGCAGCCAGCAGCAGCCAGCCAGUAGUCCCCAGCCACGCCUUGGAGAGGAUCCUGUUAUGGCUGAUACCUUGGAGAUCAAGGUCAAGCUGCUGACUGCAGAAGGUAUGGAUGAGGAAGAUUAUUUCGAAGGCAUACCAUUAAAAGCCUCUAAGUUUAACAGCGACCUAGUAGAUUUCGCCUCGACCAGCCAGGCUUUCACUGAGGUUCCUUCGUCUCCUGAGAAAAAACCUGCCGAGGAUGUGGUUUUGGAGGAGCACGCUGAGAAACUGGGUAAAAAGAAAGGUAAACCUGCCUACCAAAAGGAAGAUUCAGAUGAGCCCGCAGGGAAGCCUGGCAAGCACGAACCUCACAAGGAUCCUGAAGAAGACGACCAAGGCUAUUGUUUGUCCCCAGAGGAAGCACCGGUGGAUAAAAAGACAGAGGUAUAUGAAAAGGCAAAGUGCAAGUCCCUGCAUUGGCGACAUGGCGAGGAGAAAGGGGAGGCCGAAGGCUCCCAGGGGCUUGACGAGGAAUGGCCUUCCGACCUGCCAAGCAGCAAUGUCAGCUUGGAGACACUUGAGAGUCACAGCGACGAAGGGCUGGAUUUCAAACCCUCCCCACCCCUCUCCAAGAUUUCCGUCAUCCCCCACAACCUUUUCUACUACCCACAUUACGAGGUUCCCCUGGCUGCGGUUUUGGAGGCUUAUGCGGAAGGCACGGAUGAUUUGAAAAACGAAGGGAUGGACUUCGAAGAAGCAGAGGGCUACUUGUGUGAGCCGAGGCCCGGGGAGGAGGAGGCAGUGGAAGGCUCUCACAGCAGCUGCAGCUUCUCAGGGCUGGGCAAGGACCUCUCCCUGGCCACCGUCCAGGAGCCCUGUCUGGACAGGGGUGCAGAGGGGGCCAAACCAGCCUCGGAACCUGCUCCCCCAGCCGCCCAAGAGGACCAGCAACAAAGGGAGGCUGAAGACAGUGCCCCUGGGGAGAACCACCAGUCCCAGGAACCCCCAAACUCGGAAAACUUAGCAAACCCUAUAGAAGAAAAGGUAAUGGAAGAAUCGACCAGCAGUAAAAAAAAGGAAAAAAGGAAACAUGUGGACCACGUAGAAAGUUCAACAUUCGUAGCAACCGGAACUGUUCGAUCCUCAAGUGACCUGGAAGAAGACCCUGGUGACAGCAGAGUCCUUUCCAGGACUAGCCACAGUGACUCCAGCAUUUACAUUCGACGACAUUCUAAUAGGUCUUUGGAAUCGGAUCAUUUUAGCUAUGUUCCAUUGAGGAACGCAGCCGAUGUGGAUGAGAGAAGACACCGAAUGUUACACAGGAAGGCCAACCACUCCGGAGAAGCCACACUGCCAGAGAGCCAUAGUCUGCAGAGUGACUCGCUGACACAGUUUGUCCAGCAGCCGGACAUGAUGUAUUUUAUCCUCUUCCUCUGGCUCCUGGUAUACUGCUUGCUGCUCUUCCCACAGCUGGACAUGAACAGACUCUGAUGCGUGUGUCUGCAUAAUAAAAAGACCUGGCCCUGACGGGGUGGGAGUCUUUAUACUUCAUUUUAUUUCAGGUUCUGGACAGAGCACCUCUGCAGACAGUCGAAGACCUACCAGGAAACUUGGACUCGCCACUUUGUUUUCAUGUUUCCUUUUCCUCCUGUGCGUCUUAGCAUGCUUUAUCGCUGGCUGCGUACUCAACACUCAGGGGUGUGCCGGAUCCUUGGGUGGGCUUUGUUCUCGCGUGCCUUGCUUUGUCAGUUGCUAGUAUUUAGCUAUAACCCGGGUUUUAACCCAUAUGCAGGUUUUUAAGGUCCAAGUUACUUACCUCUCAGGUGAGGGUCCUCCUGACGAGAAAGUGGGUGGACGCCCCAGGCAGAACCUCCACUGGGAAGAAAACUGCCACGUUUUUAUCCAGGAGGGGAUGUUUGGGUAAAGGUGCCUGGUGUCCACGCACCUGUGUGGUCUAGGGGGGCAUCUGAGUAGCACACAGCUGCCAGCUCUGGGAAAGGAUGUCUGGGAAUGGCAAAAUCCAAGGAGGAAAGUGAAGGUCGUGUGGUGAGCUGCAGUGCACUUUAUUUCACCCUAGUUUUUUGUUUUUGAGUAGGAGGGUGGGAUGCAUUUUAAAUUUCCUUUUGCACUGAUUGAAUUGAGGUAAAGUGGUGAUUUUCACCAAUGGAACCCUCCUUUUAAAUGAAUUCUUUUAAUGAUAGAUUAAAAGCUUAGCUCUGGCUGACACAGGGCAGGCGUGGGGUGUUUCCCACUUUGCCUCAGCAGCCCCCUGCCUUCCAUUGCUGGUUCCUGAGGCAUCUGUGCCAAUCCCAAAGGCCCCACUGAGCACUGCAAAAAGCCCUUAAAAGCCUGAGGGUUGCAGAAGAGGCUGGGCUAAGAAUAGGCUCCAGUGGAUAUUAAGGCUGGAAGCAGCCCAGUGGGAUCCUGCCCUGAGAAAGCUUUUGUGUCCACCUGCGUCAGAAUGCAGUCUCGGCGUGGGCAUGCUUUGUGAUCCUGCCCAGUGGGUUUCUUGAAAAGGCUUUCCGGAAAGCAUCCUGAGAAGUAGAGCAGAACAGGUAGGUGGUUUGUGAGAGAACAGAGGCAUCCACCCGCCCUUCUAUCUUCUGCCCUGGGCUCCCUCCACUCCCUGUUUCCUUCAGAGGUGUAGGUGGGAGGUGCAUUGCUUCGUCUCCCAUUGUCCUCCCCCAGAGGGCAUGUGACAACUUACAAAAUUACAAACUGUUAGGUCAGGAGGGGCCCUCAGGGCCAGCUGAACCCAGAGAGGCAGAGUGGAUUAACCGAGGGCACCCAGCCCACCAGGAGCAGACUUGGCAAGCACACCCAGACCACCCACCCGGUGCCCAUUCCAGAGCUGCCACCUCUUUUAGGGAAUUUCCAUUGCACCCAUGAAUGUCCUAAAAAAAAAAAAAAAAAAAAGGAUAAAAUGAUUAGAUAAAAGUGACCUCAUUUAAA
Rhinolophus ferrumequinum (greater horseshoe bat) is the source of this 4557-nucleotide messenger RNA. It is a transcript of the gene CLMN, whose product is annotated as calmin. The record is from RefSeq and is a predicted model, not a curated record. The transcript is spliced from 13 exons. NCBI's taxonomy places the organism in Eukaryota, Metazoa, Chordata, Mammalia, Chiroptera, Rhinolophidae. Gene Ontology annotation, cellular component: cytoplasm; meiotic nuclear membrane microtubule tethering complex; nuclear outer membrane. Gene Ontology annotation, biological process: nuclear migration. Bases 55 to 3096 code for a protein of 1013 amino acids. Gene Ontology annotation, molecular function: actin filament binding.